AUGGCGCCCACAUCGCUUUUCAGCGUCUUUUCGAGCUUGAUUGCUCUGACGCUUCUACCGCAACGGUCUCUCUGCCAAGAUUCCACGAAUUUCACUACGACUGCAUAUCAUGACCCUGUAACCGGCCUCGAUAUGCAGCGUUUCCAAGACACCGCGAGCAAUCUUAGCUUUGCCAUCGCUGUCCCCAAUUGCGCAAAUAAGACCGAUUUCAUAGGCCAACUGACCUUCCCUCUCAACGGCUCCGCUGGCUGGGGCGGCUUUUCCGUCAACCAAAACAUGGUCGGCCCUCUCCUCUUUGCCGCGUGGUCGGAUGGCAAGAAUGUCAUCUCUUCUUUCCGGCAGGCUCCCAGCUACGACUACAGCCCACCCGAAACCUCGGGACCGUUCAAGGCUCGGGCUAUUGCCAAAGGUACCAGCGUUAACGAUACGCACUUGUGCUACACCUUCGUUUGCGAGUGCUGUCUGGACCCGACAUUUGGGUUUCAAUCAAACGCCACGAUGAUGGGUUACGCAUUGAGUAGCAAGCCUGUUGCCGGUGCCGAAGCGCCGUCGGGUGUACUGAAGUACCACGACCUUGGAUUUGGCGCGUUCAAAGCUCAACUUGAUCAGGCCAAGGUUUCGCAGGCUGAUUUUGACGGUGUCGCUGGAUCUGCGGAAGCCCCGUUAAUGCCUGCCGCCAACGCGACGGCAUUCAAUGUUACAGCUGCUGCUGGUGGAGGGAUGUAG
Messenger RNA from Neoarthrinium moseri, 726 nucleotides. RefSeq lists its product as uncharacterized. The transcript has a single exon. The record is from RefSeq and is a predicted model, not a curated record. Lineage: Eukaryota; Fungi; Ascomycota; Sordariomycetes; Amphisphaeriales; Apiosporaceae. Bases 1 to 726 code for a protein of 241 amino acids.